Molecule: messenger RNA, 1552 nt
Organism: Papilio xuthus (Asian swallowtail)
Lineage: Eukaryota; Metazoa; Arthropoda; Insecta; Lepidoptera; Papilionidae
Gene: YL-1
Product: Vacuolar protein sorting-associated protein YL-1
Exons: 9
Coding region: 126-1394 (422 amino acids)
Cellular component (GO): nucleus
Source: RefSeq, a predicted model, not a curated record
AAUUUUACGGAGAGCUUGUUCAGCCUAUAGUUGUUUUGUUCACAAAGUAAAGCAUUUUAAAUAAAAAUACACUGUGCGGUUACUUAUUAUCAAUUAAUUGUCGUGACCAAAUACAUUAGUUAAACAUGGCUCAAAGAGAAAAGCGCUCCAACGCUGGCAAUCGAAUGGCAAAGUUGCUUGACGAAGAAGAGGAAGACGAAUUCUAUAAAACAACUUACGGGGGUUUUCAAGAAGCUGAAGAAGACAACGACUAUGUUGAAGAAAAAGAAACGGAAGAUGUUGUGGAUUCAGAUUUUGAUAUUGAUGAAAAUGACGAGCCAACUUCUGAUCAUGAUGAUGAAGAAAAACAGAAAAGAAAAGUUAACGCAAAAGCAUACAAGGAUCCAAAUAGAAAACGUAAAGGUGUAGCAGAGAAAACAAAAAGAGUUGUAAAGAAACCAAAAGAACACAAAAUUAAAGAAGAAACAACGACAGUGCCAGUGGAAAAAGUUGAUAAAUCUAUAAUCGAUCCAUCAAUAGAACGAAAAUCAAUAAGACAGAGUACAGCAGUUAAAUCUGCGGAAACUCAACAAAGAAUCAAAAUAAGAUCGGAGUUAAAAAAGAAGAAGCCCAAAAAAGUAGAGGAGAGAGUUCUGACACAGGAAGAAUUACUAGAAGAAGCUCUUAUUACAGAAAAAGAAAAUCUUAAAAGUUUAGAGAGAUUUGAACAAAAUGAAUUAGAAAGGAAGAAAGUGCGUCCCACCAAGAAAACUAUUACUGGACCUGUAAUAAGAUAUCAUUCAUUUGCAGUUCCCGAACCAUUAGUAUCAGAAAUUGGAAACAUACCUGAAGAGAUACAGAAUACUACGUCACUGGAUGAUAGUAAAGAUGAGGAUAUGAUUAAGACUGAAAAAGAAUCAACGGUAGAAAAUACUGAUGAAAAUCCAGUGACUGAAGAGAAACCAAUAGUUGAAGAGAGUGAUAUAAAAUUAGAAAGAGAUACGAGAACGAAGAUGGAUGUUGUUGGUCCUGAUGAAGAAAUUAAAAUUGAAGAUGUUAAAUUGAAAAAUGAAAAACAGAGCAAACCCAAGAAUGCUAAUUGCAAGUUUUAUGAAAGAACACUAAUAUCGUUUGAAAACGACAUAAGAAAUAAAGCAUUUAAAUCGUGCUUCCCAACUUCAAUACCUAAGAAACGACGAGAGUUAUUAUGCGCUGUCACAAAGAGACCAGCCCGCUACAUUGAUCCAAUCACAAAACUGCCAUACAGAAGUGUGGAUGCAUUCCGUAUCAUCAGGGAAGCAUAUUACCAACAAUUGGAGGCGCGUGGUAACCGUUCAGACCCACAAGUGAAGGCCUGGCUCGACUGGAGACGAGCUAACUCCACUUCCAAUUACGUUCAAAUACAUAUAAAGUGACCAGUGUACUGUGCUAUGGUGUAGUGACAUAGUUAUGUGAUAAAAUAAGGUGUAGACGAAUUGAACAAACACUUACUUAGUCCCUUUGAAACUUUAGAAGACCUCAACCAAAAGAAACCCAGUAAUAAGCAGCAUAAUGUAUAAUAAUAAUAGCUUUA